GGAUAUUGCGCAUAAUUUACAUUCAUUUUUAUACCAGAUGCUUUUUGUAAGCAGUGAUGGCUGCAGAUUCUCACCGCUGCCUUCCGUUCGCUGUAUUUCCUGCAAUUGCCGUGUUCCUUUACCUGCCUCAUUUGACAAUAGGUAAGCCAGAUGAUUUGUUUCUCUCUUUCGAUUUGAUUCGCUUACUUGUUCCAGCUGACUGUUCAAAAUAAUAGAUUAUAUUCUAUUAAUAUUAUAUGGAACAGUCAACGGCGAACUCAAAUUCAUUCAAAAUCGCUCAAAAAACCGCUUUUGAGGCAAAAGGACGACUAUACACCACGGGCAAGGUAAUUCAACGUUUAUUUAUCAUUGAUUUAUACACAUAGUUAGCGAUAUAUCGCUAUAGGUGAAGCAAACGGUAAAUCCAGUACAUUUACUAUAAAAUAACAAUCGGCUACACGCCCUGUGGUCCAUUAAGGUGUUGCCGAUAGCUCACUUCAAGCAUCUAGCUGUACCGUGCCGGCGCGAAGGGUUUAUUGAAACCUAGGGAGUUAUCAUAAACGCUCCCGAAAUUUCGGCGUAUUGAAUUUUUAGAAAGCAAAUAAUCUUAAUCAAGAAACGAUCUUAACUUAAAAAACCAAACAUCAGAAGACACUCAAGCGUUCUCUGCAAUUGCUGUUUAUACAGUUUAAAGUAAAAAUAUUACUUCGUGAAUAUGUUUUUCACUCCUAAUCUCCACUAGCUUGUAUUAUUUCUUUUACCGUCUUUUCUCUAAUUUGGUGUUUUAGUCAUCUUUGAGCGUUAUCCCAUUUUUUUUUUUUCAAAUAAAAAUUUAUGGAUCAAUGUAUUUUCAUUUCGAUUCAACAACGUUCUAUUUCGUGACUGCCUUUGAACUCCAUCUUUGCCAGUCAUGUUUCCUGUGACGCUUUCUUGGUGACAAUUCUGCCCGUUCUUUCAGACUUACAGUGAUUCUUCAAAUCACGAAAUUUGAAAGCAAAGCGAGUUUUAAUCAAAUACGCAGUUAUUACAUGUUUAUGCACGAACUUUGGUCCAUGCUUUUAUCAUUGGUCGUAUAGAUGACUGCAACAGCCUUCUAAGUUGAUUCACCCUCUGUUCAUCUACUUAAACUGCAACGCUUGCAGAAUGCAGCUGCUCGGCUUAUAUCUAAUGUCCCUAGCUACAGUCACAUAACACCAGUACUAUGUUUGUUACAUUGGCUUCCUGUCAAAUUUCGUAUUGAUUUUAAAAUACUUCUUUUUACUUUUAAAGCUAUCUGCGGUCAUGCGCCUGGUUACUUGAUCGAUUUGAUUGCUAUUAAAGAACAGCUGCACUAUAAUCUCCGUUCAGCUAGCGAUCUUAUCUUAAAGUAUUCCAGUUUAAAACUGAAAAAGACUUUAGAGGAUCGUUCUUUUUCAUCUGCUUCCCCUAAUUUAUGGAACAAUCUGCCCCUUCACAUCCGUCUUGAGGACAAUUCAGCUGACAAUUUUGAACGUUUUAAAUCUUUACUUAAAACUCAUCUUUUUAGACUAGCUUUUGACAUGUAAUGUUUUUAACCUGCUAUGUAAAAUAUUUAGUGUUUUUAUCUUUAUUUAAUUUUUAGCGUUGUUUACUCUUAACCUUAAUUAUUAUGCUCAUUUUAGCUUAUAUUUUCUUUUAAAAUUUACGUGUUGUCACGCGCUGUUGCUCAUAUUUGCAUGGAAAAGGCGCGUUACAAAAUUUUUAAUUAUUAUCAUUGUUAUUUUACGACACAUAUAGGCGGAUUUGAUUGAUGGAUCUUGCCGACCGAUUGAUUUAAUAGUUGAAGGGAGGCCUUCAAUUUUCGGCCUUAAGUUUAAUCCGGGGGGGUACUCCCUUAUAUAGAUAUGUGCCGCCCCAUCUGGUAGGGUUUUUGCGCCGUUUUGGUCUGAAAACGGGUUUGGAAAAUUACGUUAGGGACUUUAAGAUCCAACGACGCGGACGGCAACGAGAACGUCAAAAACAACAGGUAAUUUUAAUAGGCAAAGCAACAACUUUGCUCGUGCAUCACGCUUUUUUGUACAUUUCUUUGCCCGUUUUUGCACGGCUACGACGUGAAAAUGCCUAAUUUCACGUUUUACUGAGGACAUAAACACGCAACGACGAAAUUUUAUUUCUCUUUUUGAACUUGGAUAUGGUCCCUAGGAUUUCAAUUCCAAGAGGGCUCGCCUACAUUUGACAAAGUAAGUGGGUAUGAAUAAUUGCGAUAAAGACUGAAAGAACGCAAAUUCAAUUUUUAAGCGACGUUCUCGUUGUCGUCGCGUCGUUGGAUCUUAAAGUCCCUAUUUUUUUUCUGAAAUAAGGUCAGGGCUUGGAGAACCAGGUGGCACAUCCCCACCAAGAAUUUGCAGCAGUGCCCCCCCCUGGGGUUUAACCAAACCUAAAUCAUUUUUUAUGGCAGGUCUUCAUACACCCUUGAACGUCAGAGCAGAAGCUGUAAAUGGAAGCGACUUUCUCAUUAUUUCCUGGAGUUACCAGUCGGAUGCUAAUUACAGUACCAUCCACAUUAGCCGCUAUAUUAACUUGCCUGGAUUAAAGGGCCACGAUACAACAUCUGUUUCUCCAACAGUUCCGUUUUGCGUCAACCAAAGAUGCAGCUACUGCGUUUUUGAUGCCAAUAACCCCCAGCUCUCCUGUCAUAGUUUUAAUCCAGGAUACAAGACGUCUAUUGGAAUCAGACUGGAAUUCGAAUUGCUCAUCAGUUACAAAGUAGGAGCUUGCCGGACCAAUGAAACGAGUAGCUGCCUUGAAAACGCGUGGCAAAAUUUCACCUUCCCGCCAGGACGUAAGUGACACUGAAACACGAGUUUUUAUUCCAGUGCAGAGGAGCCCUGUUAAUACGACCACCUUCGGGCCAUGGAAAUUUGGUCGUAUUAAUGUGGUGGUCGUGUUAAUGAAGUAGGGUCAUAUUAUGGUACAACACGCUUUAAACAUGUACUGCAUAUGAAUACCUUUUUGCAGGCACUCAACGUUACUAGCGCAAUUUAUUGCAGCUAAAUAGUGUAACCAAAGAAAACCUAGUACAUGUAAUGCGAAACAACAAUGACGUCUUUCACUUCCUUAACAGGAUAUGGCCCCUUGUGAAAUGUCCUGAAGAACCGUUCUCUACGUUGUAGCUUACAACACGUUACACUUUAGCAAGUUCAAAUAGGUUUGAAAACGUCUGUGAGCUUCGUUUGUAGCAGUUUGUAUUGCCCUUUGCCUCUAGAGAAUUCAAAACAUCGGGCAAGCUAGAUGUCGCCUCCAUAUAUGAAACAUGAAAUUUGCCAGAGGUUCAUCGAUUUCAUCCUUACUAACCCUCUUUCGCCAGCAUGAGUCUUAUUAACAGGGUAAUUUUAUGCGAGAAAAUAAGGACUCAGGACUCCGAAAGGUGGCCUUUGGUCGCAAUAACCGGGUGGUCGGACUAACGAGGUUUGAAAUGAAAAAACGUCUGGGCUUUGUUUGGGCCACAAAAAGUGGUUGUUAUAAAGGGGUGGUCUUGGAUGGUCGUAUGGCGGGGUUCCAUUAAUUGUAGCUCCAAUAAAAAUGAAAAACCUUUGUUGAAGGUAGAAGGUCUUGUUUGUCUCUUGUAAAAGCUGUUCAACCCUUGGUAAAUAAUUGUUAUUAAUAUCAGAAAGAACAUAGAAUAUUAUAUGAUAGGGGCUUUCCCAGAUAUUUCCACAAGGUUUUGUUGAGAUCUACAGCUUCACUAACAAUAUUCAUUAGAACAAUACAAUAAUACAAUAGUUAUAUUAUUUUAAAUCUGUGUAUAUGUUACAGGUCAAACUGAAUUGAAUUCAGGUUAAAAUUAUUCAACCUAUUGUAGGUUGAUUCUCUAUGACCUUUGUCUCCCAGCCGUAAUCCAUGAAUAAUUAGGGCUAGGAGACGAAGGAAAUUAAGAAUCAACCCAGGGUAUACUUGGGGCGAAAAAAAAAUUGUUAAUUGCCAACAACUUUUACUUCAUUGGAUAACGCUAAUCAUUCCCUUGUCAAGAUAUAUGCGUUGCUAACCAAGCUUGUGGUCAAGAUGGCUGGAUAUUGGCCAAGGUCUUUUUUGCGUUUGAAUGAACCGAGGCAAAGUUGAGGCCAAUAAAAACACAAAAAAUAAGGAGGCCAAUGACCAGCCACUUUUACCGAACAAGCUUGGUAAAUGAGGAUUUAUUAUAUGGCCAAAAAGAGAAUUUUUUUCUUGCUGGACCAAUGCGUGAAAUUCCGAUCGGACAGGAUGGGCUCACCUUAACCGUUCGUGUAGCCAAUCAGAACACAGGAUUCGCUUCUUCUCGCCCCUUCGCAGAUCAGCUACGAAUAACCCUUCACUGGAAACUGUUUAACUUAAAACUCAAAAAAUCUUUAAAACGUCAAAAAUUCCAAUUCAUGUCUAAAUCUUAUUCUUGUCUUAUUUAGCGCCUACUGCGGUUAAAGCCCGGCCUUUUUCAUCAACGUCUGUUGAAGUCACUUGGAGUGCACCCAGCCAGACUAAAGGGACAAUUGAGGCCUAUACUGUGUACUAUAAAGCCGGUGAUGUAAGUAGACAGACUGUAAAGAGAAAUCAUGCACAGACUAACAGUAGGCUUUAAAGGGCAAAAACCUCUUUUGCACUAAAGUAAGGAUUUAGAAAUCAAUAAUGAGAAAAUUUUAAGUGUGGGCGAUGCCUUUCUUAAAAGCACCUUACUGUAGGGGAGGGAAAGUUGUGAAGGGUCUGCCUUUAAGUUGCAAGCAUUUCGAUCUUUGUCUCAAGGCCUGAAUGUAACUUUGAUCGAUCUCAGUUUUUUAGGAGUUAAAUUACGUUUGUUCUGCCUCAGCCGUUGAAUUAUUAUGUCCCCCGUCCCAGCGAUUUACUAUUUUUCGGAGUCAUGUUACAAUUUUAUAUCGAAUGGGAACACUUGUAAAUUGAUGGUUUGCACGUGACGUCGAUCACGGCGGUCAUGUUGGUGGUCAAGAACAAAACCAUUGCUCUCUUUUGGGAACUGAACUCUCUUUUCAUGUAAAUUCUUCCAGUAAAAUUCUAUUGUAUUGACCCCAACAUGGCCUCCUUGUCACGUGGUUGCAAACUAAGAAUAUAACCGACAGGUUGCCUCACGCAAGUUGGAGUUUUAAAGUGCUGUUGUGUUUGAUUCAUUUGUUUCCAAUCAUUUGAGUGUAGUUUCUGUAGAUAGGCUGGAAAGCGCUUUAAACAAAAAACUUUGCAAUACGUGCAGUGCAAUGCGUGAAGAUGCGUUGUAUAGCCACUGCAAUGCCGAAGAUGCACAGUCCGUGUUGCAUACUUAAUGAGCGGUUGUUGUUUUUUGUCAGAGUCAAGAGCAAUACAAGAGAUUUCCAACUGACCUUCACAAGGAGAAAAGGGGAAUACUCACCAGUUUACAGCCCAAUACAAAUUACACGAUCUGGGUGGUUGCCUCAGCUGGAAAUAAGCCCGGAGAAAUGUCUAAUACAACAACCGUCACCACCUGUACGUUAUGUUAAAGCAUGUAGCGCUUAGCCUGCGCCACAUACGAAACUAAACUCUGGUGAAGUCCGUCUGCGAAACAUCGCAGAAAUCCUUGUUCUAGGCCUCCACCUGUGUACCAGGAUUUGAGUACGUGCCAUGACAGACCUGUCACCAUUUUCACAUAGACCAUAAUGCACCUUGUUUAUCCCCCAAAAUUUACCUAACCAUUGUCUUAGAUUUCUCUUGGGACGACCGUAAUACCUAGGAGAAAUUGGAAACAAUGGUUAUGCUAAAUUUUGGUGGGUAAACAAGGUGCAUAAUGGUCUACGUGAAAAUGGUCAAUUGUCAGUUUGCCAAUCAGGUUGAAAGGGAAUUCGAAAUGCACAUCCCGUAAUUCGCUUAGUCGUUAGGGGGCCCAGAAUAAGGAUUUCGGCACUACUUCGCAGACGUUACUUACCGAGGUUAAAUUACGUCUGCGACGCAGGCUAGUAAUUCUUUGCCUUACGCCUUUUCAACUGAACAUACCUCUUGACAUCCUCCAGGACGUAGGGACGGAGUAACGAGUGAAGUGGUUGACCUAAGACUUUUCCUCGCGACUUAUUACUCUGCACAGGAUUAAAUUCCUGCACACAGGGACCCGGUGCCUACCUUGUACUCCGGCACCUGGCACCGUGCCCGACUGCCUCCACCUCAGGCGCUUCUUUUUUCGCACAGAGACGAGCGCAAGAGGCGAGUGUUACGCAAAUGACUGGUGACGAAGCGCAAGAGACCAUGGGAAGGAGAAAGAAGGCAUUCUCGCACGUUUUCUCCUUCCCGCCUUCCUUUGCGCGCAAAAAUUUCAUCAAAAGAGUACUAGUUCUGGUUGCGAGGCAGGAAUUCUUGGGUAGGUACUUACAGUAAUGUCCAACGAGUUAAUUCCGUACUUAUGCACCCUGAGUGUGAACGCUAUGCCAGAUUCGAGCAGUGAUUUUGAACGAUAGUCGACACUAUCAUUGCCAUGUUGCUCAAGUACGCCAUAAUAAAUUAAUGACGGUGCACAAUACCUCCGUCUGCUUUAACGGAUUUAUGCAUUUAUCUUAGAUGAGCACGAGUGUGUUUCAAGUCCCUGUCAUCAUAAUAGUCAGUGCAAACUAGUCGGUGACUCUUUUGAGUGUGUUUGUCCAGAGGGAUGGGAAGGAAAGGACUGUAAAAGUAAGUGAUGAUGAUGAUAAUGUUAAUAUAUAGAUUUGGCCAGGGCUAAAAGCGAAGCUCUGGUUAAUAAUACGUGUAAACAAUAAAAAUUAAAUCGUGUAAUGCUAAACGGAGACGACAAUGAAAAUGGCUUCAAGACUAAUAGAUCUGAUUAGAAAAAAAACAAAUUGCACGUGCAGCACACUUUUUCUUCUAAUUAGCAAAAAACAAAUUUGCGAAGCGCCGCUCGUGGACCUCCGCUAUAAUGUUAUUAUUUGUUAUCUGAGAAAUUUCGAUUUUAUUAGCCUAUAGCAGUUGUAUUUCAGCCAGGCGCCUAUAUUUCAGCUCAAUUUCUAAAGCUACUGACACAGUAGUUAUCAAAAUAGGUGAUUAUGAAAUUAAUAGAGUUUAUGAUUUUAAGUAUUUAGGCAUCGUUCUUGACGAUAGUCUUACGUGGAAAGACCAUGUUCGUUAUGUUAUUUCUAAGGUUGGUAAAAGAGUUGGUGUCUUAGGGCGCCUUAGAAGGAAUAUCACUAUACAUGCAGCUUUUGAGAUGUAUAAUUCAUUAAUUUUGCCCAUUUUUGAUUAUUGCGAUGUUGUUUGGUCCAGCUGCAAUAAAGCAGAUAUGGAAAGUCUUGAAUCUUUGCAAAGGCGGGCCUCGAAAAUUAUAGUUAAAUCUAAAUGUGGUACAACAUCCACCGACUAUCUUAAAUUUCAGAGUUUAGAAGAUCGCCGUAACGCUCAUGUCUAGGUUUAGUGAAGAGGUGUUUAAAUAAUAAUGUUCCACAGUUUUUAAAGAAUUAUUUUAAGUUGAAUAAGGAAGUUAUUUCAAGAGAAACAAGAAGGAGCAAUUUUAUAUACUUACCUGCAGUAAGAACUGAGACCGCCAAGAAAAGUUUUUAUUAUAAUGCUCAGUUGUGUAUAAUAAUUAUUUAGUAAAUAAGAAUUAGUUUUAAUUGUUAUACUGUACUAUUAUUAACUUAUAGUUACUUAGUUUCUUAUUAUUUAUUUUGAUUUUUUUAUUAGUUUUUAAUUUAGUGCUCCUAUUGAUAACAGAUAUACUUUUAAGUAUUCUGAAGGGAUUACCCUAGUUAAAUAAAGGUUUUACUACUAAUUUGGAAUACUGCCACGUCGUGAAGUUAACAGGAAGCUUGUGCAAUGACGACGGCGACAGCGGUUAAAACAUUACCAAAAAUGUGAACAAUUGUAUCUUUGAAACUUCAUCGUGAUUCUUCCAACUCGUCCACUUGGCCCGCGAAGACUCCUGGAGUUGAAUUCCGUAUCCACGUCCAGAGAUAGUACAAUUUUACAUCGUAGUCAUGUAGAAACGGCAAAGCAAUGAGCAAAAAGUGUGGUUCACGGGCCGAGUUGCUGUUUUGCUAGAUCCACUUCCUUUAGUAGUAUCUGCGCGCGACGUAAGUGUUGGUAUUGUUGUAUUAUUUUUUAGAGCCGAAGAAAUACUCAGUCUACCCUAACAGCUGUCUGAAUUUUGAUGGAUAUAUCUCCUUUGAGAGCAACCUUACUUUGUUUUCCUGUUUUGAGAAGUGCAACAAGGAUUCCAGGUAAUUUUUUGAUACUUAUUUUUCCGCAUUAAAAAUUUUUUGUUAUCCAAAUGCCUAAUAAAUCAAACAGGUCAUGAUAACUUAAGAAUGAAUUAUUUUAAUAUUACAACAACUUCCUUGCUUUGCUGCUAGGCUAUUUUUGCUGGUUUUUCCAUCAGCGAAAUUGACGUGGUCAAAACUGGCUGGAACAGUUUGUGUAGAGGCAACUUAACAAAUUCUUGGACUAAACAAUGCGCGCCUUUUCUCUCCUGAAACUAUUAUUACUUUUAUUUCUUUUUUCUUUGACCUUAGUAGCUUGAGAACGCAGACGUAUUUCCGGUUGUCGCUUCGCUCCCUCCGAAAAAUAACGCCUGCGAACCCGACCGGCAAAUCGAUUUCCGUGAACGUUAUUUUUCGGAGGGAGAGAAGCGACGACCGGAAAUACGUCUGCGGUUCGCAGGCUAUGACCUUUUUUCCAUCUGGAAAAAGCAUGCAAACAAACAAACAAACAAACAAACAAGAACAACAAACAAAACAAAACUUUUGUCUUGAAGCUUUCAAGGGCUUAUUCCGACCGCAAAAAUCAUGAAAGAAAUUCAGUUUUUUGUCAAAUAGUUGAUAUAUUGAGAUAGCCAACUUCUGGUUGACCAUUUAUUGUGUUACCCAAUACAGAUUUCCUUGGUAUCCAGCAAUCUCAGCAAUCUUAAUAAGGUAAAUUGCGUUCCUAAGGUUUUUUCUGAGAUUUUCUACUCUUUGUUUUAGUUGCAAGUCGUUUGACUAUGGCCGAGGAUACAACAAGCAUGGCUCAUUCCAAAGUGACCUGUACACGAAGGAUAUCGGCCAGUGCAAACGUUGGAGUGUCGGCAAAUCUAAGUACGGGAUAAAAUCGUGUCCUUUCGACUACUUUGAGAAGGAAGAAACGUCGAGGGGCACCAUGACCGUGACGGUCGCACAAUUUAUCAUUUUACUAAGCCUGUCAGGGGUGAUGUCUGUGAUGUUUUAACAUUCGCAGGGAAACACCAUCAUGUUUCUGCCCUGCCAGGAGGAUUUUGGAUUUUAUCUUGUUGUUCACGGUAUCUUAAGAAACGUUUACACACCGGGUGAUUUUAUCGCGUGACAAGAGCACCCUUGUGACAUUGAACCUGUAUAUGACAUCCCUGUAUAAGGUGGCAACAAGACGUUUAAGUUCUGAUUUUCCACCAAUACAAACAUGUAUUUGUAAUCGUUUAUCAGUCCCAUGCACCAUAAAGAGAUUAAAAGCUUAACGACUUGUGGAUUUAGGCUUUGCUACAAAAUCCGGAUUUUUUUCAGGAUUUUUAGAGAUUUUGGUGAAUAUUUUCAAGAUUUAACGGUUCUUGGUCACAAGACCAAGCCUGAAACUAGAAAACAUUUCCUCACAAGCGAUCCAAAGCAUUAAGGUAGUGCUGAGCGCGCGAUUAUUAGAGAGAUUAAGAUUCACGUUUACGGCAAAAGGCAAACGGCAGAUUUAAGUUGAGAAUUUCUCAGAUUAGAAAAUAAGCAGAUGAAACUGUCCAGAACAAUUCUUACGGAUAAAACUGGCGUGAAACUACUUAUUUUUCAGUAGAAGCAAUAAACAAUACACGGAAAUUAAGCGGGAAACUUGGUCAUGUGGUACAAAUUCACGUUUGCCGUUUGCCGUAAACGUGAAUCUUAAUCUCCCUAUUAAUUCAGCAUUUCUUACAUCUCUGUAAGUUCCAAAUGGAUGCUCUAAAUUACUCACCAUAGUUCGCCCAGUCCUUUAAAUACGGGAUUAUUUUUUGAAGAUUUUUAGGAGUGUUUAUGUAGUUUUGGAGGUGAAACCGUUGACUUUUAGAAACAUUUCGGAGACAUUCCUGAAAGAUUUUUGGCCAUUUUUAGCGAUUUUCUUAGAUAAGCCGCCUAUUCAGCGGAAAAAUCACCCCCUUGUCUUGUGAAAGAGGGCAAACAGACGAUACCUUCCUGUUCAUCUGUUUUGUUUUCGUUUCCGCUUAUUUUUUUGUUUAUCUGCUAAGGUCGAGGUUUGAUAAGUACCUUAGCCUAGACGAGCCACAAGCUUUGCGCAAACCUAGAAUAUGUAGAGAAUCUUAGCUUGGUAUCGAUCUUCUGCAAUCAUAACAACUGUCAACAAUCUUUAAACAACAACUUAUAUAAUAAUUAACUUUAUCUUCCACUUGAAUUUCAAAUUGAAAAAUAUGUUUUAGAUGAUUGAACAAUAUAGUAACUAGUCACAUUCUAGUAAAAAAGAAAAAACGCUUGUCACCACUUAGGGUUCAUAGAGUUGAAGAUAUCUUUAACACGGAAGGUCACUGGAGACAGACGUUUUCGUACCUAAUUGUUGACUUCGGUUACCUCGUUUUUCAUUAUCUGAUACAUUUCGUAUCGUCAAACUUCUGCCCUGCACACCUAAGCCGGUUUAUAGUCACGUUAUUUUAAACAAUUGAAAAAAUGAUUAUCACAGCUGUACCUUCUCUCACGAAAACAAGCUCUAGUUCCGCAUCCUAAUGUUGGUAUACACAUCCGCUUCAUCCACUGAAUAUGUUUAUCUUAUAGAAACUUUCAUCAUUUCCCGAGAAUUGUUAAAUUACUGCGGCC
Molecule: messenger RNA, 10703 nt
Organism: Porites lobata
Lineage: Eukaryota; Metazoa; Cnidaria; Anthozoa; Scleractinia; Poritidae
Source: the annotation of a GenBank genome assembly